Molecule: messenger RNA, 2285 nt
Organism: Erigeron canadensis
Lineage: Eukaryota; Viridiplantae; Streptophyta; Magnoliopsida; Asterales; Asteraceae
Product: ATPase family AAA domain-containing protein 3
Exons: 8
Coding region: 137-1960 (607 amino acids)
Biological process (GO): mitochondrion organization
Cellular component (GO): mitochondrion
Molecular function (GO): ATP hydrolysis activity; ATP binding; zinc ion binding
Source: RefSeq, a predicted model, not a curated record
UCUACAAGAAAUCCCAACCGAGGGUGUCUAAAACCCUAAACCUUUUUUAAAAGGGGUUUAUGCUCCACCUCAAAAAUCUUUAACAUUAACACUAUACAAUUCAAAAUUUUCAUUUUUUUUUAUAAUCAAUUCAAUAAUGGGUAUCUCAAAGUUUGUAUCUUUAGCUGCUAUGACGGCUUUUGCAGCCGCAUCAACCACCACUUAUGUCCACGCCGACGCGCCGCCGUCGAACCCGGAUCCUAAACCCGAAGUUGAAGAUUCUAAAGGUGGGUUUGAUGCUGAAGCUUUGGAAAGAGGGGCUAGAGCACUUAGAGAAAUUAAUAGCAAUCCUUAUUCAAAGCAGGUAUUUGAGUUGAUGAGAAAGCAGGAGCAGGCUCGACUUACAGAAAUAGAAGCAGAGAAGGCUCAUCAGGAAGCUAUUCAAGCUCGACUUGAUAUUGAAAGACAGCGGAAACUUGCGGAAGAUCAAAGUAAUUUAGUACAGCAACAAUCACAAGCUAAGGCUCAAAUGAUGCGAUAUGAAGACGAAUUGGCUAGGAAAAGAAUGCAGACAGAUCACGAAGCCCAAAGACAACACAAUGCUGAGUUGGCAAGGAUGCAAGAGGAAUCGUUAAUACGAAAAGAACAAGCAAGACGAGCAACUGAAGAGCAGAUUCAAGCUCAACAACGGCAGACAGAGAAAGAGAGAGCCGAGAUUGAGCGUGAAACCAUCAGGGUUAAAGCCAUGGCUGAAGCUGAAGGCCGCGCCCAUGAAGCAAAACUAACCGAGGACCACAACAAGAGGAUGCUUAUAGAACGUGUAAAUGGUGAAAAGGAAAAAUGGCUUGCUGCAAUUAACGCAGCUUUUGGUCACGUUGAAGAUGGUGUCAGGAUGUUGCUGACAGAUAGAAGCAAAUUAGUAAUGACGGUUGGCGGAGUUACUGCCUUAGCUGCAGGAGUUUAUACAACCAGGGAAGGUGCCAGAGUUAUGUGGGGGUAUGUAAAUCGUAUUCUUGGACAACCGUCAUUGAUUCGAGAAUCAUCCAUGGAAAAAUUCCCAUGGUCCGGGAUAGUAACCCGUGGAACACAAAAACUUCGCAGUUUUAAUAUGGCAGCCGGAAAACCAGGUUCUGCAGAAAACAAACAUAAAUUUGGGAACAUCGUUCUCCAUCCUUCUUUGCAGAAGAGAAUAGAGCACAUUGCUCGAGCUACAGCAAACACCAAGUUUCAUCAAGCGCCAUUUCGCAACAUGAUGUUUUAUGGACCUCCGGGCACCGGCAAAACUCUGGUUGCAAGGGAAAUAGCCCGAAAGUCGGGUCUGGAUUAUGCAAUGAUGACUGGAGGAGAUGUUGCUCCACUUGGGGCCCAAGCAGUUACCAAAAUUCACGAUAUAUUUGAUUGGUCAAAAAAGUCAAAGAGGGGUUUGCUUCUAUUUAUUGAUGAGGCUGAUGCUUUCCUUUGCGAACGUAAUAGCAUACACAUGAGUGAAGCCCAAAGAAGUGCUUUAAACGCAUUGCUCUUCAGAACAGGAGACCAAUCAAGAGAUGUUGUUCUUGUCCUGGCCACCAAUAGACCUGGUGAUCUUGAUAGUGCUAUAACUGACCGUAUCGAUGAUGUCAUAGAGUUCCCCCUUCCUCAGGUUGAUGAACGGUUGAAACUAUUGAAACUCUAUCUACACAAAUAUCUUUAUGCAGAAGGUGACAGCAGCAAGGAAACCAAAUGGCAUUCGUUUUUCGCCAAGAAAACACAAAAGAUAGUGGUCAAAGAUCUUUCAGAUGACGUUAUCCGAGAGGCUGCUGAAAAGAUAGAAGGGUUUUCUGGCCGUGAAAUAGCGAAAUUAAUAGCUAGUGUUCAAGCAGCUGUGUACGGCAGGCCAGAUUGUGUUUUGGAUUCCCAGCUAUUCAUGGAGAUUGUAGAUUACAAGGUUGGGGAGCAUCAUCAAAGAAUUGAGCUAGCAAAUGCAGGUAAUAAACUAGCAUAGACAAAUAAAUCUAAUUUUUUUGUUGCACAUUAAUUAUACUCGUAUCAACUUGUUAGAUGUGUCUUCAAAAAGAAAAACUUGUUAGAUGUGGAUUUUUUUUCUAAGUUGUGAAUUUUGAGCGCCAUAUAGAUAAUAGUAUCCGAGGAGCUGAAGAAGGGAAUUCCUGUUGGUAGGAUUUGAAAAUUUGAGCAUUAGAUAGAAGGCUGUGUUUUUUUUAAUUUUUCCGGUUACACCUCUGUACUAUUAAAAUUUGAAUGUAUCCAUGAAAAUGGUGUUUCCAGUAUUCUUCAGAUUUUGUUUAUGCAAAUCUAUGUUUUGUGUGGUU